Molecule: messenger RNA, 1348 nt
Organism: Acinonyx jubatus (cheetah)
Lineage: Eukaryota; Metazoa; Chordata; Mammalia; Carnivora; Felidae
Product: translation initiation factor IF-2-like
Exons: 3
Coding region: 1-900 (299 amino acids)
Source: RefSeq, a predicted model, not a curated record
AUGUUUGGGAGGCGCGCCCCCUCGCUCCGCACGGAGCCGACCGGAGAGCGCGGCGCAGCACCCCACCCUCCGCGGGGCCCGAGGCCCAGGGCGAGCUGGGCCACGAGGAGGCACCACGCUGCUCGGAGCAAGCCCGUGUGCUCGCAGCCCCCAACGGCCGCCGCGCAGCGUUUCCUCCAACCGACUGGCCGGUGCGAACGCCCGGGGACGGCCGCGGAGGAAGCGGGGAAGCGAGUUCCUCGGUUCGGACCGGCCAGGGGCGCGAGGACACGGCCCGGGGCUGGGGAAGGGGACGUGGCCGGCAGAGAAAACCUCCCGACACGCACGGACGGGCACGGAGGCACACGGGCCUCGGCGCGGCCAGCGUGGUUCCGCGGGGGCCCCGGGGGACCCUCCCGCGCGCGGAACCGUGGGGGUCCCCGGGAACGACGGGCCAACCCCCGUGGGUUCCCCGGGGGCCGCCACGUCACGGAGGGUGUGCCCCGGGGCUCGGCGGGCGGGCGGGGGAGGAGCCGAGGGGGCUGGCUCCCGGGCCGCGCCGAGCCCCGGGCCCCCGGCCCCCCGGGCCGCCUCCCUCCCCGCUGCCCGGCCCCGCCGCGCCCGCCGCUCACCUACCUUCCCCGCUCCAGCGCACACCGCAGGCCUCGCACCGGGCGCCCACAGGCCGCGCGCCGCCACGACGGUUGUAGCGCCUGUCUCUUUAAAUCCGGGUCCUUGAGCCCGCGCAGUGCGCAGGCGCAGAGGUCCGGGCCCAAGGCCCUGUGCUGUUGGCUGCUGUCAUUGCUAGCCACAUGUGGCUAUCAGGCUCUUGAAGCAUGGCCAGUCCAAAUCGAGACGUGCUGUAAGCGUAAAAUACACACUGAUUUCAAAGAUGUGUUGCCAAACAACAAAGGACUGUAAGGUAUCUCAUCAAUUAUCUAUUUGAUUCCAUGUUAAAGUAAUCUUUUGGAUAAGUUGGGUUAGUUAAAUAAAAAUAUAUUAAAAUUAAUCUCAACUGUUUCACUCUUUUGAAAAUGUGACUAGAAAAUGUAAAACUGCAUACUCCACUCACUUGAUACUUCUGUUGGACAGCACUGCCCUGGACUUCAGUGUUUGUGGAGGGUGACAUCUGUGCCUUAUGUGUCUUUUUAUCGUCACUGUGGAGAAUAGUACUGGGCACAUAGUCGGCACUCAGCAAAUAUUCAUAAAUACAUUAAUGAAACCCAUGAGUGAAUGCAAGGACUUGAAACUCUGACAUUGAUCAGCUCCCUCAGAAGAAUGUUUUAUUACAUUGUAUCUUUGGCAAUGUUUGAUGUAAAUGUGCAAAAAGACUCAGGCUCUUAAUGUUUGUUUUGCUUGAAUACAGCUC